AUGUCUCUUGCUAGGGGAUGGGAAGGCAUGUUGGAUCUUUUCAAGAUCAUUUACUUAACGGUUAAGGGAUUCAUCUUGUCUGACUUGUAUAGAUUUUCUAGUUUUGCUGCAUUUAUUGCCUUCUUUUGUUAUUGCACGAUUUUUCCAAGUAUAUCAGAUAUUUGCUGGGGAUUAAGGGAAAAAGACUCAAUGGUAAACCCAAAAGUGUCUAGUCAACCAAAAAUAUGCUAUAGACCUAUUCGACCUUCUGACCUUGACAUUUUAGAGCAUAUCCAUGGCAGAUUAUUUCCCAUCAGGUACGAAUCUACUUUUUUCCAUGACGUGGUAAAUGGACGUGACAUUGUGUCGUGGGGAGCUGUUGACAGCAGUCGAUCCGAUGGUCGAAGUGAUGAACUCAUUGGUUUUGUAACAGCACGGAUUGUUCUUGCAAAAGAAAGCGAGAUAGUGGAUAUGCUUGGAUAUGACUCGGCUAAAUGUGACCAAACUUUAGUCUAUGUUCUGACGCUUGGAGUAGUGGAAGCAUAUAGAAGUCUUGGAAUAGCUUCUUCUCUGAUUCGGGAGGUCAUUAAAUAUGCUUCAAGUAUUCCAACUUGCCGAGCUGUCUACUUGCAUGUAAUUUCUUACAAUAACCCUGCAAUAAAUUUGUACCAGAAAAUGUCUUUCAAAUGUGUGAGAAGGUUGCAGGGAUUUUAUUUGAUCAAUGGCCAACAUUAUGAUUCGUUCUUAUUCUUGUACUAUGUAAAUGGGGGUCGGUCUCCUUGCUCACCAUUAGAGAUUCUCACUGCAAUAGUAAGCUUCAUGAAGAAUGGCUUUAAGUCAGUGGCUGCAAGGCUGUGCAAGAACGGAGGCAGGAAGAUAUCAAGACGGGCAAAGUGUAAAGAAAGUCAUUCUCUUGUGUCAGCAACACCCAACAAAAGAAACGUGGCACUGGAGUGUUCUGGUUAUGAGUGUGUUUAA
Molecule: messenger RNA, 957 nt
Organism: Sphenostylis stenocarpa
Lineage: Eukaryota; Viridiplantae; Streptophyta; Magnoliopsida; Fabales; Fabaceae
Source: the annotation of a GenBank genome assembly